Molecule: messenger RNA, 756 nt
Organism: Parnassius mnemosyne (clouded apollo)
Lineage: Eukaryota; Metazoa; Arthropoda; Insecta; Lepidoptera; Papilionidae
Source: the annotation of a GenBank genome assembly
AUGACACUAGUUGGAACGGUAAGAAAAAAUAAACAGAUUCUUCCUGCAAAUAUGCAAGCACACAAGGAGAGGGCUGUUUAUUCUUCUAAUUUCGCAUUUAGCAAAGAAGCAACUGUGUGCUCUUACGUACCUAAAAAGAAUAAAGCAGUAAUAAUGUUGUCAUCACUGCACAUGUCACCAAUUAUUCAAAGUAAUAAGGAAACUGCCAAGCCAGAAAUAAUUUUAUAUUAUAAUAAAACCAAAAGUGGAGUGAACAACAUGGAUAAGCUGUUAGCAGAAUAUACCGUAAAACGCAGAACAAAUCGGUGGCCUUUAGCACUUUUUUACAAUAUCAUUGACAUUGCAGCUUUGGCAGCAUAUAUUAUUUACAUGGAACAUAACCCACAAUUGGUCUCGAGUGACAGACGUAGAAAGUUUUUGAAAUCAUUGAGUCUACAACUGUGUGGUAAAAAUAUAGAAGAGAGAUCAAAAAAUUGCAUUGUGACAUCAAAAUUACAUGUGAGAUCUGCAAUGCAGGACGUGCUUGGCCAAGAACUUAGGCCGUCAAUUUCUUUUGGAUAUGCAACUUAUAAAAGUCAAACUAGACGAGAUUCUACAGGGCGUGUUGCAGUCGUCGGAAGUUGUUACCUAUACAGAGAACUCAAACGCAAGCAAAGAAAAACUCGAAAAGCUUGCACUAACUGCAGAAAACCAGUUUGUGAUGAACAUGCAGUAACUCGUCCAACAUGUAACAUCUGCUUCGAGAGAUGUAAUUAA